AUGUCUGAAGUUUUGCCUCGUUGCUCGGACUUGCAGUGUGGGACGGAGUGUUCAUCAGGUCUCAAAUGUCCGAUUUGCUUGAAACAAGGCAUCAACCAGCCGUUCUGUGAUGAAGACUGUUACAAAAAUAGUUACAAAGCACACAAAUCACUGCAUUGGAAAGAUGACAAACCAGAUGCCUAUGAUCCGUUCCCAAAGUUUAAAUACAGCGGCAACUUAAGAGCUUCUUAUCCAUUAACGCCCAAGAGGCUCAUUCCAGAGGGUAUAGAAUUACCCGAAUGGGCUGAAGAUGGCCUUCCUCGGCAAGAACAGCGGAACGACACGACAAAUAAAAUCAUCGUGUACUCCAAAGACGAAAUUAAGAAAAUUCGCAAGGCCUGUAUGAUGGCCAGAGAAGUCUUGGAUAUAACGGCAGCAGCCAUCAAGCCUGGUGUCAAAACCGAUGAGCUUGAUCGCAUCACUCACGAGGAGACUGUCAAGCGUGGGGCGUACCCUUCACCUUUGAACUACUACAAUUUCCCUAAAUCUCUUUGCACCUCGGUCAAUGAGAUCGUGUGCCAUGGUAUCCCAGAUCAAACUGUUUUGAAAGAAGGUGACAUCAUCAACCUUGAUGUUUCCCUGUAUGUUCAAGGUGUGCACGCAGAUCUCAAUGAAACUUACUAUGUAGGAGAGAACAUUUCUAAAGAGGCUAUCAAUACGGUUGAAACUUCCAGAGAAUGUUUGAAGGCGGCCAUUAAGCAUUGUAAACCAGGUACAACCUUCCAAGAGUUGGGUGACUAUAUUGAAAAACACGCUAAGGAUAACAAAUGUUCUGUGGUAAGAACCUACUGCGGCCACGGAGUCGGCAAAUUCUUUCAUUGCGCCCCAAGCAUUCCUCACUAUGCAGGAAAUCGUACUUCAGGUGUUAUGAAGCCCGGGAUGGUUUUCACCGUUGAGCCCAUGAUUAAUGAGGGUACAUGGCACGACGCAAGCUGGCCAGACGAUUGGACAUCUUCUACCAAAGACGGGAAAUUGAGCGCUCAGUUUGAGCACACCAUGCUUGUAACUGAGCAUGGAGUCGAAAUUUUGACAGCCAGAAAUAAGAAAUCUCCAGGUGGACCUAGAUCCAGAAAAAAGUAG
Messenger RNA from Lachancea nothofagi CBS 11611, 1119 nucleotides. Lineage: Eukaryota; Fungi; Ascomycota; Saccharomycetes; Saccharomycetales; Saccharomycetaceae. The record is from the annotation of a GenBank genome assembly.